Jaculus jaculus (lesser Egyptian jerboa) is the source of this 4117-nucleotide messenger RNA. It is a transcript of the gene Wdr6, whose product is annotated as WD repeat domain 6. The coding region runs from base 82 to 3459 and encodes 1125 amino acids. Lineage: Eukaryota; Metazoa; Chordata; Mammalia; Rodentia; Dipodidae. Gene Ontology annotation, molecular function: protein binding. The transcript is spliced from 6 exons. Gene Ontology annotation, cellular component: cytoplasm. The record is from RefSeq and is a predicted model, not a curated record. Gene Ontology annotation, biological process: tRNA methylation.
GGCUGCACGGCUCGUUCUCGCGAGAGCGGAGCGCGGCGCUGGGUGGCCGAGGCGGCUGGCUGUGGCUGCUGCAGGAGCGUCAUGGAAGCUCUCGGCGACUACGUUUGGCCGCGGGCCACCUCCGAGCUCAUCCUCCUCCCGGUCACGGGUCUGGAGUGCGUGGGGGACCGGCUGUUGGCGGGUGAGGGUCCUGAUGUCCUGGUCUACAGCUUGGACUUCGGUGGGCAUCUGCGGAUGAUGAAGCGUGUGCAGAACCUGCUUGGUUACUAUCUUAUCCAUGGGUUCAGGGUGCGGCCAGAGCCCAAAGGGGACCUUGACUCAGAGGCCAUGAUUGCUGUGUUUGGGAGCAAGGGACUUCGCGUUGUGAAAAUUAGCUGGAGCCAAAGCCAUCUCCGCGAGCUCUGGCGCUCUGGCUUAUGGAACAUGUCUGACUGGAUCUGGGAUGUACGCUGGCUCGAGGGCAAUGUGGCUUUGGCCCUGGGCCAUAACUCAGUGGUGCUGUAUGACCCAGUGAUAGGGUGUAUGCUACAGGAUGUGCCCUGCACAGACAGGUGCACCCUCUCCUCAGCCUGCCUGAUUGGAGAUACCUGGAAGGAGCUGACCAUAGUGGCUGGUGCUGUUUCCAACCAGCUCCUGGUCUGGUACCCAGCAGCUGCUCUAACAGAUAACAAGCCCGUGGCGCCUGACCGGCGGGUCAGUGGACAUGUGGGCGUCAUCUUCAGUAUGUCAUACCUGGAAAGCAAGGGCUUGCUGGCCACCGCUUCAGAAGACCGAAGUGUCCGUAUCUGGAAGGUGGGCGACUUGCGGGUUCCUGGGGGUCGGGUACAGAAUAUUGGGCACUGCUUUGGACACAGUGCACGUGUGUGGCAGGUGAAGCUCUUAGAGAAUUAUCUUAUCAGUGCUGGAGAGGACUGUGUCUGCUUGGUGUGGAGCCACGAAGGAGAGAUUCUCCAAGCCUUUCGGGGCCACCAGGGCCGCGGGAUCCGGGCCAUAGCUGCUCAUGAGAGGCAGGCCUGGGUGAUCACUGGGGGCGAUGACUCAGGCAUCCGACUGUGGCACCUGGUAGGACGUGGGAACCCGGGCUUAGGGGUCUCAGCUCUCUGCUUCAAAUCUCCUAGCCGGCCAGGUGCCCUCAAGGCUGUGACACUAGCUGGAUCUUGGCGACUACUGGCAGUAACUGAUACUGGGGCCUUGUACCUCUAUGAUGUCGAGGUCAAAUGCUGGGAACAGCUGCUAGAGGAUAAGCGAUUUCAGUCUUACUGUCUAUUGGAAGCAGCGCCUGGUCCCGAGGGCUUUGGACUCUGUGCCUUGGCCAAUGGGGAGGGACGCAUCAAGGUUGUCCCCAUCAACACUCCCACUGCUGCUGUGGACCAGACCCUGUUUCAUGGGAAGAUCCACAGCCUGAGCUGGGCUCUGCGUGGCUUCGAGGAGCUCCUGUUGCUGGUCUCAGGCCCUGGUGGGGUAGUGGCCUGCUUGGAGAUCUCAGCUUCACCCUCUGGCAAGGCCAUCUUUGUCAAGGAACGUUGCCGGUACCUGCUUCCCCAGUGCAAGCAGAGAUGGCACACGUGUAGUGCUUUCCUGCCCACAGGUGACUUCUUGGUCUGUGGGGACCGCCGUGGCUCUGUGCUACUGUUCCCUGCCAGACCAAGUCUGCCCAAGGAUCCUGGGGCUGAAGGCAAGCUUUUGGCUCUGACUGGGGCUGAGACACCCGGAGCAGGUGGUGGCAGUGGUGGUGAUGAGAAUGCUGCCACUGGGUUGGGCCCAGUUUCUACCCUCCAUUCUCUGCAUGGGAAGCAGGGUGUGACAUCAGUCACUUGCCAUGGUGGCUAUAUAUACAGCACAGGCCGCGAUGGUUCCUACUACCAGCUUUUUGUACGUGAUGGCCAGCUCCAUCCAGCCCUAAGGCAGAAGUCCUGCCGAGGCAUGAACUGGGUGGCUGGGCUUCGCAUAAUGCCUGAUGGGAGCAUGGUCAUCUUGGGUUUCCAUGCCAAUGAAUUUGUGGUGUGGAGCCCCCGGUCACAUGAAAAGUCACACAUCAUCAACUGUGGCGGGGGACACCGCUCCUGGGCCUUCUCUGACACUGAGGCGGCCAUGGCUUUUGCCUACCUCAAGGAUGGGGAUGUCAUGCUCUAUCAGGCCCUAGGUGGCUGCACUCGGCCACAUGUGAUUCUCCGUGAGGGUCUGCAUGGCCGUGAAAUCACUUGUGUUAAACGUGUGGGCACUGUCACCCUGGGCCCCGAGUUUGAGGAACCCAGUCUUGAGUACCCUGACUACCUGGAACCUGGCAGUGAGGGGCCUGGCCUGAUUGACAUCGUGAUCACAUGCAGUGAGGACACUACUGUCUGUGUCCUAGCACUCCCCACGACCACAGGCUCAGCUCACGCACUCACAUCUGUCUGUAACCAUCUCUCCUCGGUGCGUGCCGUGGCAGUUUGGGGCACUGGCACUCCAAGUAAUCUCAAGGAUCCUCAAGCAGGUCUGACUGCCCAUGUAGUGUCUGCAGGAGGUCGUGCUGAAAUGCACUGUUUCAGUAUCAUGGUCACUCCUGACCCCAGCACCCCAAGCCACCUUGCCUGCCAUGUCAUGCACCUCUCAUCCCACCGGCUAGAUGAGUACUGGGACCGGCAGCGGAAUCGGCAUCGGAUGGUCAAGGUGGACCCUGAGACCAGGUAUAUGUCCCUCGCUAUUUGUGAACUGGACCUUGACCGGCCUGGCCUUGGCCCCGUUGUGGCUGCAGCCUGUAGUGAUGGAGCAUUGAGGCUCUUUCUCUUGCAGGACUCUGGGCGAAUUCUGCAGCUCCUUGCUGAAACUUUCCACCAUCAGCGCUGUGUCUUAAAGGUCCACUCCUUUACCCAUGAGGCCCCCAACCAGCGGCGGAGGCUGUUCUUAUGCAGUGCAGCUACAGAUGGCAACCUGGCCUUCUGGGAUCUUACCACCCUGCUGGAUCGUGGCUCUACUGCCCUGGAGCCUCCAACACAGCCUGGCCUUCCCUACCAACUGGGCACUCCCUGUAUGACACUCCAGGCCCACAGCUGUGGUGUCAACAGCCUACAUACUUUGCCCACACCUGAGGGCCACCAUCUCGUGGCCAGUGGCAGUGAGGAUGGCUCCCUCCAUGUCUUUGUGCUUGCUGUGGAGAUGCCAGAGCUGAAAGAGGCUGUUGGAGAGGGUGAGCUGGUGCCCCAGCUGCGCAUCCUAGAGGAAUACUCUGUCCCCUGUGCACAUGCUGCCCAUGUGACAGGCCUCAAGAUCCUGAGCCCAAGCCUUAUGGUCUCAGCCUCCAUUGACCAGCGGCUGACCUUCUGGCGUCUAGGGCAUGGUGAGCCCACCUUCAUGAAUAGCACUGUGUACCAUGUGCCAGAUGUGGCUGACAUGGACUGCUGGCCUGUGAGCCCUGAGUUUGGCCACCGCUGUGCUCUUGGGGGCCAGGGACUUGAGAUUUACAACUGGUAUGAUUGAGGUGUCUCCAUGGCUGGUGUGCUGGGCAUGGGGACUACUUACAGACAGUGGAGCAGGGAUCAACUGUCUGUUCAUUACCCUCAAUGUGCCAGAAGCAGUACUGUGGUUCCAGACUCCAGAGUCAGAGCUAGAUGUGAGUAGUGUUGCAUAGGUGGACCAAGAAUUCGCUCUACUCUCCACAACAGGAGAAAACUUUGUAACAGAAGCAAUUUAUUUUGGUUCCAAACUCCUAACAUCUGUGGGGUUUGUUUUUUCCAGUUGAUUUUGUAAACAUUCCCUGCUAUCAGGCCCUUAGAUGUGGCUCAGUGGAGGGAGACCCAGCAUAGCCAGGCCUGUGUGGAACACCUCACGAAUGGCCCUUAGAAGCUGCAGGCGGGCAAACAUCUGACCAAAGAGGUGUGGCCGAGGCUCCUAGAGGAAAAAUGGACCUGCUGGUCUCACCAUUUCCCUUGUGUUUACCCUGUGGCCCCCAUACCCCACACACCCUUUUUUUUUCUGUGUGCUCACCCCUAGCACGUGUAUCCGGUUAUAGUAGGAGCUGAAAUCCAUGCUGAGUUGCACUAGGAACUUGCACACCUAGAAUCAGAGACUGAGUCACUGGCUUGUGUUCUUGCUUUUGUGUCCCAGUUCACAAAUAAAGAGUAGUGUGUUCAGCGUC